Messenger RNA from Alternaria ventricosa, 1350 nucleotides. RefSeq lists its product as uncharacterized. Lineage: Eukaryota; Fungi; Ascomycota; Dothideomycetes; Pleosporales; Pleosporaceae. Gene Ontology annotation, biological process: transmembrane transport. The record is from RefSeq and is a predicted model, not a curated record. Gene Ontology annotation, molecular function: transmembrane transporter activity. Bases 1 to 1350 code for a protein of 449 amino acids. The transcript has 4 exons.
AUGAGCAUGAACGUUCUGUUCGCCUUUGCAGCCGGCUUUACAGUGGCAAACCUUUACUACAACCACCCCAUCCUCAAUCUACUAGCCGCAGACUUCGGCGUGCGCUAUGAGCAAGUCGCACAGAUUCCCACUGUGAUGCAAGCUGGCUAUGCCGCUGGACUACUCUUUCUGUGGUUCACUGCGACACUGUGGCUAGGACUAUGUCUCACAUCUGACCUUGGCACCUUCACAGCCAUAUCGUUCAUCGUAGCGGUAACAACAGUAACCCCACAACUCAUGCUCCCGCUCGUGGGCGACCUAGCUCCUCCAUCACGCCGCGCAGCAGCCCUGUCUAUCGUCGUCUCCGGGCUCAUGCUCGGCGUGCUCGUUGCCCGCGUCCUCUCUGGAACGAUCUCGAACUUUGUUACCUGGCGCGCAGUAUACUGGAUGGCGUUUGCCCUACAGUAUAUCAUUUUCGUCCUCCUCUGGCUCUUCAUGCCAGAUUAUCCGGCGACCAAUCCCGGCAUGAACUACUUCCGAAUCCUACUCGACAUUGUCAAAAUGUUGUUCCGCCACCCCGUUCUCGUCCAGGCAUGUCUAGCAGGUCUCUUCUGCUCAGCGCCUUUUACAUCGUUCUGGACCACCCUGACGUUCCUCCUCGCCGGCGAUCCAUAUAACUACUCAUCCCUGACAAUCGGUCUCUUCGGUCUGAUAGGCAUAGCAGGCAUGCUCAUUUCACCCAUCUACGCGCGUACAGUCACCGACCGCUUCGUUCCGCAUUUCUCCGUACUCUUUGGCCUCACAUGCUCUCUCAUUGGUAUAUGUCUCGGCACCUACACUGGAACCUUUACGGUCGCAGGCCCUGUCCUUCAAGCCCUGUUGAUGGAUUUCGGCAACCAGACUGCGCAGAUCGCUAAUCGUUCGAGCAUCUACUCCGUCGAGCCUAAGCGGCGCAACGGAGUGAAUACUGCUUUCAUGGUCGCUACAUUCUGCGGUCAACUUAUUGGUACGGCGGCUGGGAACCAUAUUUACGCCGCUGCUGGUUGGAUUGGGAGUGGAAGUGCUAGCGUGGGUUUCAUCUCCGCAGCGCUUCUUGUCAUCAUUGCUAGGGGUCCAUGGGAGGAGAAAUGGGUUGGGUGGAGGGGUGGCUGGAGCAUGAUCAAGAAGGAUAAGGACAGUGCUGAUGGUAAGACGGCGGAUAAAGAGAUGCAUGGGAGAAAUGUGGUAAGAGAUGAAGAAAUGGGCGUUGAUGCUAAUGAGAAGGUAUUGGAGGAAGUUGCUACGGAAGAGGGGCACGAGAGUCCGUUGAGAGACGGUAAUGGCAGCGAGAAGAAUAUUGAAGAAGGUGGGGUUACAGAGCCAAAAGCAUGA